UCAAUGUUUAUUAGUUGUGCGAUGCGCAUAACCUAUAAGAAACAGUGUUUUCAUCACAUGUGGUUUAUUGCAUCGGGAUUCAAUCUGAUUUAAUUGCGACAAUGGCAGGACCACCAAAGAAAAAGGCACUCCAGGAGAACGACGAGAAUGUUGCCUCAUCUGAUGACGACAGUGGAUCAGAGGAAUACACUGGACAACAAGAAAUCCAGGCUGAUUUUGAGGGAAGGAAUCCAGAAGGAGAAGAUUUCCAUGGUAUUAAGAAGUUGCUGCAGCAGUUGUUCCUAAAAGCACACAUUGAUUUAUCUCAGAUGAGUGAUAUGCUCAUUGCUCAAGCUGGUAUCGGGAGCGUUUUGAAGCAAAGCUUCUGUGAUGAUGAUGAAGACGAUGAGGAUGAUGAAAUGAAUGGAGGCGCUUUAGAGGUGUUUGGUAUCACAUCAAUUAUAAAUAUGUAUAAACACAAGGAAUCAACUUGUGUAAAACAAAUGAAUACUGUGGUUAUUAGUCAGGCAAUGCAGCAUUCUGAUAAAAAUACGCAGGAUCAAGUUAAGGAAAUUAUGGCUAACUCGAAGGUCGGUUUUCUCGUGAACGAGAGGUUCUUGAAUAUUCCUCCCAAGAUAUCGGAUCCUUUGCUUACUUCGUUAAUGGCAGAAUUGGAUCGGUAUAAGAGGAAGGAUGAUUCUUACGAUUUUGACUAUUUCUUGGUGGUGUGCAAGAUGCAUAAACCGAAGGGAGGAGGCGAUGAUUUCGUUUAUGCAAACGCCGAAGAAGAAAUAUUCGUAAACGAGGCCAGUAUUCAAUUCGAGUUCAGCGUGGAGAACGAGUCGGAUACUUCGGUUGCUGGAAAAUGGAAGGAGGACGAUGUUGAAAUGAUUCCCUACAGAAAGGUCGUCCUGUUCAAGGGCAGUAAAUUCAUGAAUAUUGUUCAACAAAUUAAGCAAUUUGUUAAUUAAAGUUUAUUUAGUAUGA
Molecule: messenger RNA, 966 nt
Organism: Nicrophorus vespilloides
Lineage: Eukaryota; Metazoa; Arthropoda; Insecta; Coleoptera; Silphidae
Product: protein BCCIP homolog
Exons: 4
Coding region: 102-950 (282 amino acids)
Cellular component (GO): nucleus
Source: RefSeq, a predicted model, not a curated record